Messenger RNA from Daldinia childiae, 1647 nucleotides. Its product is annotated as Ankyrin-1. The record is from RefSeq and is a predicted model, not a curated record. Bases 1 to 1647 code for a protein of 548 amino acids. The transcript has a single exon. NCBI's taxonomy places the organism in Eukaryota, Fungi, Ascomycota, Sordariomycetes, Xylariales, Hypoxylaceae. Gene Ontology annotation, molecular function: protein binding.
AUGGCUGCCGAUGAUGGCAAAACGAAUAAUACUAUAAUAGAGCGGUUCUUCAGUCUCAAAUCCUUUAUUGAAGAGCUCAGUGAUUCCCCAAACAAUCAUGAUGACAAUGUGAAGCGUUUCAAUGAGAUGCUAAACUCGUUACCACGGGACCAGAUAAACAUUUAUACGACCGAUUCCCAAAGGAACACCCUCCUGCAUAUUGCACUUGAGGAAGACGUUGAAUGGGCGGCCGAAACUCUCCUUGAAGCGGGAGCGUCUGUCUCGGAGAAAGAUUUCCUGGGAUGCCAACCAUUGCACACAGCUUGCAAGACGGGCGACCAUUCACUUGUCAGACUGCUUUUGAAUCAUAAUGCUGAUAUACAAGCAGAAGAUAAUUAUGGGUGGUCUCCCUUACAUUAUGCUUCAUAUUCCGGGGAUGAAAGCAGCGUAGAGUUGCUUCUAAAAUUAGGGGCGAAACCCCUAGUGCUUAGCAUGUAUGGAAAGACACCCUUCCAUCUUGCCGUCGAAGGCGGCUAUACAGAGAUGGUGAAAAUGUUCCUUGACAAAAAUAUGCUAUUCCGUGUUAAUGUUAAUGCUCGUGGGGUACAGAAAAAGACAGCAUUACACCACGCUGCUUCUUCAGGACAUGAGGAAGUCAUCAAAGCAUUAAUUGACAAAGGCGCGAAGAUUGGCUUGAAAGACACGGCUGGAAAUACUCCACUGAUGACAGCAACGAGGAUGGGGAAGUUAGGUAGCAUGAAUACGUUAUUGGCUUUGUGUGGGUAUAACCAAGCGAAUAUCUCAGACAACACAGGCAAGACACCACUCUUAGUGGCGAUUGAAGAUGAGAAUUUGGGGCCCCUGGAUAUACUGUUGAAGUACUGGCCUGAUGAAAACAAGCGUAAUCCCGCCGUCUACCAAAAACUCCUCUCAUAUAAAGGGUUAACUCCUACGGAGGGAAUACUAAAAAUGCAAAAGUCUAUCCUAGACGCUCUCGAGAAUGACCAGGAAGCUUUUGACGAGGCUCUUUUCUGGGCGGCAACAAAAUUUGAGAGGCACGAAAUCGCAAAGGAACUUCUUACCCGCAACCUAUACUUGGAGACGAACCAGUUCAGUGCUAUUGAGUUGGCUACUCAACAACAAAAACCGGACGUACUCUGGUUUCUCAUUGCGACUUCCCCAAGCACACAUAAAAUUACCGAAAGCAUCAAGUCGGCCAAAGCCAAGGCAGAAGAGACCGACGCAGGAGGAUAUCAGACUGAUGUUAUGAAGCAUAUAAUAGACAUAUUGGAAGAUCCUCCGAUCGCGCAGUUGUAUAAGGACGAUGAUAUUUCGGGGCCUCCGCGGUUGAGGUUUGAGCAUUCUGGUCCUGUGAAAGAAUUUAAAGCACUUAUAGCCAGGUUCUACAAGGCCAACCAUGUUUCAGGUACUAUUCGAAAGACGCGAAACGUAAAGAAUACCGUGUAUGGCAAGGGACCUACAAAGAUAAUGACGGGAGCAAUGUCUAAUCUCAAGAAUAUUAUGGGGGGGAGCUUCGACAAUAAGGAUGAUGAUGCCAAGUCUUCUCAACUUCGAGCUACAUAUGGCAAAGACAACUUGAGAUUUACUUAUAUCCACUUACCGGCUACAAAUGUAUGUAUCCCCAAAGAUCCCAGCUACCUGUUAUAA